Metarhizium acridum CQMa 102 is the source of this 1173-nucleotide messenger RNA. RefSeq lists its product as uncharacterized. NCBI's taxonomy places the organism in Eukaryota, Fungi, Ascomycota, Sordariomycetes, Hypocreales, Clavicipitaceae. Gene Ontology annotation, cellular component: vacuolar membrane; SNARE complex. Gene Ontology annotation, molecular function: soluble NSF attachment protein activity; syntaxin binding. Gene Ontology annotation, biological process: SNARE complex disassembly; intracellular protein transport. The record is from RefSeq and is a predicted model, not a curated record.
AUGCAGGCAGAGAAGAAACUGUCCGGUGGCGACGGCUUCUGGGGCUUCUUGAGCGACAGAAGUGGAAACGACAGUGAUGGGGCGGAUUUACUCGAAAAGGCAGCUAAUGCUUUCGUGGCAGAGAACUCGUUUAUCGAGGCAGGAAAGGCCUUCGAAAAGCUCGCCGCAGUCUACAGAGACAAGUUAGAAUUGGAUUCGUCAGCUGCCGGUGCUGCUGGGAGCGCCAUUGAGGCCUACGUGAAAGCGGGUGACGCCGCUGCCGCCGCGCGAUGCUUCGAGCUCCUUAGGUCCCCAGCCUUGAAGAAGGGUCAAUCGAAUCGAGUCGACAGAUAUGGGCGGCUGCUGGCCGGCCUGUACGAGAAGACGCUGGGAGAUAUGAAGUCGGCAUCGUUGUGUUAUGAUGCGAUUGCGGAGGAGUACGAAUCAAACCAUAAUCCACAUAAUGCCAGGAAGAACAAGAUCCAGGCGGCGGCGACCCGCGCCAUCUACUUUGCCCAACUAGUCACAGCCGGUACUGAUCCACACGAGAGUGCCAAGGACCUCAAAUAUGUCGAGAGGACCUUGAUAAGAUUGGCACAGGACUCUUACAACACCAACGAAAUGCUGCUCAGACUGGGGAUUGUUUACCUCAUCACAGGAGAUUCGAACGACUAUGAUAAGGCUGCAGCCCCUGCCGCACCCGCUGCUGCAGCCGUUGGUGCUCAAGCCGCCGCCGCCGGAUCUGCAGCUGGUGCGCUCGCCGAGGAAGCCAAGGCGGCAUUCGAUGCUCAGACACGACUCGACUAUGGUUUCACAAGGUCGAGGGAAGGUGCACUAGUGCGUGAUCUGGCCGCGGCGCUGAAAGCGGACAACCUGCCACAGUUUGUGAAACUGGUCAUGCAAUAUCCUGGGACAAGUGAAGAGUCCAAGGCCUGGAAUGAGACCAUGUUGAUGCUAGCAGGGGGUUACAAAUGGAAGGGCAAUGCCGUCAAGGCAGAAAUGGAGAGACAAAAGCGGCAGCCUUUUGAGGAUUCGCAGAACGAGGGUCAGCAGCAGUCUUGGGGAAAUCAACCGCCGCCUCAGCAUUACUCGCAGCCUCAGUAUCAGUCACGAGAGCAGCCCCCAUAUCCGCCAGAAAAGCAGGGCGCAAAUGAUCUGGAGCCAGACGUUCCGGAUGCAAACGAAUGGGCCUAA